UUUGUGCAUCCAGCCAAAUUUUUGCGUCUCUGUGCGCCAGCGCGUUUUCGUGUGCGAGGACACAUGGUGAUGAGACUAAGCACAUGUGUUGUUGUCACCUCCUCCAAGUUAAUCUCUGAAGAGGAGGUGUGGUUGUCUACUCUUUUGGAUUUCUGUAUUGAAUAUUUAGUGCCGUUUUGUCCCAAGCUCUUCAUCGAAUGACAGUUUUGACUGUGAAGCAUCAUCUGGUGAUUCGAUUUCUGAUCUCUACCUGGUCUUGGUCUUUGGACAUCUGUCUAAAAUGAGUUUUAGCAGUGACAUGGAUGAUACAGAAGAUGGGAGCAAUAGAGAGUUUGAAAGUGUGGAGAUGAAUAAGCUGCGUCAGAGCCUGAGCAGAAACAAGCCCACCUAUAUGCCGGAAGCCAGCCGCCCACACCAGUGGCAGGCAGAUGAGGAGGCUGUACGAAAGGGCAAAUGCAACUUUCCAGUUCGGUAUCUUGGCCUGGUGGAGGUAGAGGAGUCCAGAGGGAUGCAUGUGUGCGAGGAAGCAGUGAAGAAACUAAAAUUGAGUGGGAAAAAAACUGUCAAGGCUGUGCUAUGGGUGUCUGCCGAUGGCCUAAGAGUAGUGGACGACAAAACCAAGGACCUCAUUGUUGACCAGACCAUUGAGAAGGUGUCCUUCUGCGCGCCGGACCGCAAUUACGAUAAGGCGUUCUCCUACAUCUGCCGUGAUGGAACGACUCGCCGCUGGAUGUGCCACUGCUUCAUGGCCCUGAAGGACUCGGGAGAACGUCUGAGUCACGCGGUUGGAUGCGCGUUUGCUGCUUGCCUUGAGCGUAAGCAGCGCAGAGAAAAGGAGUGCGGGGUCACGGCUUCCUUCGAUGCAAGCCGCACAUCAUUUGUGAGGGAAGGCUCCUUCCGAGUCUCCUCCGCAGGACAGCAGAGUGACCGGGGGGACAUCAUGAAACAGCUACAGGACAAAAAGAAAGAAGUAUGCGGCAUUUCUGCUAUGCCACCUGGAAAUGCUUCUCCACCAGAAGGAGCGGCAUCACCUGUGGAGAGAGGGGAGCCAGGUGUGCCUCAUGCCAUCCCGCGGCGUCAUGCACCGAUUGAGCAGCUGGUGAGGCAGGGCUCUUUCCGAGGCUUCCCUCAACUUAGCCAGAAGAACUCACCAUUCAAACGGCAGCUCUCUCUACGUCUGAACGAUCUCCCUUCUACCCUUCAGCGCAAGACGGAUUUCCAGACUAAGAAUCCAGUUCCAGAGAUGGACCUGUCAGUGGCGGGAGAGGCAGACAGCAUAAAUGCUCUCUGCAGCCAAAUCAACAGCUCUUUCACCAAACCCUCUGAGGACCUGUGUGCCAAAGCCACCAGCAAUUGCUUACCAGUGUGCAGUGCACCACCUGCCAUCCCGCCUCCACCUGCUCCCCUGCAAGCAACCAACUCGUGGGUUCAGACUGAGCCUGCAGUCCAGUCUCCUCCACCCGUGCCUCAGGGCAGCCACAAACGAACUCCAUCUGAGGCAGAACGCUGGCUAGAAGAAGUGGCUAAAGCGGUGAAAGCCCAGCAGCAGACUCCGCCUAAUCUGCCUCCGCCUACUCUACCCCCACCACCCACUCAGCAACCUCCACCAGUUCCCUCCAUGCAUAUCGCACAGGGGUCCCUACCCACAUCUGUACAGCCAUUCCCCAUGGCCUUUGAUGUAACUCCUGUGCCCGUUGGCAUGUUCACCCAGCAACCUCUUCAGCCAGCGUUUGUACCUAUGCAGCCGUACAUGCCUACCUUGACCAACAGCAUGACUUAUCCCAAUGCCAGUGUGCCCGUGGUGGGCAUCACACCAUCACAGAUGGUGGCUAAUGUUUUCUGCACUGCGGCCGGUACAGUGGGUGGAGCAAUGAUGGGGGUGGGGAUGGGGCCCAAGACAGGUACACUUGGAGGUAGUCAACACUCAACGUUCCCCACCCUUCCUGGAGGCUUCCCCAACACCACAUUCGCGUCACCCCCAACUGUCAACGGCCACCCAAACAACUCCUUUCCCUCGACUACUAUGACCACCAGUGUCACCCAGAACGGCACUGGUAGCAUCGUAAAAGAAGGUAGCAGUUGGCCAAUGGAGAGUCUAAAACAGGCCAAUCCCACAUCCAGCUUGCAAGAAGCGGAGCAUUUUGAGGCUAAAUGGGCUGCUUUGGAAUCCAAAACGCAACCCAAGGCAGCCAACCCUUUUUCCAAUGACUUACAAAAGACUUUUGAGAUUGAGCUAUAAUUGGAAAUGUGGAACAAGCCUUGAAGACUCUGAGAUGAGGAGGAACUAUUUCGUAACCCAUCCCCAUCGCUUUGUCUUUUAGACGGUUUCCUUAUGCUCCUGGUCUGUUUGAGGGCAUUGGUUGUUGUAAGAGAUCAUCUGGUUGUAUUUUAUGUUAUCUGGAGAACUGCCAAUCGGACUCCAGAUUUGGAGAACAGAAAUUUCACAGAACUCAAAAAGAAGACAGUCACAUGUUAGGCACUUAUUGGACCGCUAAAACGAGAGACCUGCACGUUACUCUAACAAGUAAUGACCCUUGCUUGGAAAGUGAAUGAUUUUACCUGAAGCAAAUACCAUGACGGUAGUAAAUAACUAAUUAGGGGAUGGUCAAAAUAUAUAUUUAUUGUUUUUAUUUAAUUAUAUUGGUUAUUUUUAAUCAUUUUAUUAUUUUAUUUUAAUUGUUCUGAAGAAUUACUCUUGGUUGGUUUUCCCUUAUUUAUUUUCACUGAACAAGCUGAAAGAUUACAGGUGGAAUAAAUUGGCUACUUGAAAAAAUGAGUCACCAAAUAAGAGGUGGAAUCUAAUUUGAGAUAUAUCAAUAGAAGAAUGAGUUUAUUCUGUGUUCAGGAAAGGAUUGUAAAUAGUAUGCUUUUAGUUUACUUUUAUUUAUUGCCCUUUGUGUGGCUGUUUAGUUUUUUAGUAAUUCCAAAAAAAGUCAGUGCUGAAUCAUUGAAAUGUCCUGCACCAAGCGGAUACCAAAAGUACCAACAACAGGCACAUUCCAACCCUGAUUAUACUGUUGAAAACCAUAAUACAAAGAGAAACAGAGACAUAUAAAUGCUACAGCUCUGACUCUGACCUCUGAGCAUUGGAAACAAGUACUUAGAGGAAUUGCAAAACAUUCAAAGGGUUGUAGUUUUAUUUUUAUAUCGUAUUUAGCCAGACAAGUUGAGAUCUGUGAAUUCGGUUGACUGUGUACUGUAACUUUUAAAACAUAUUUGGCACCAUAAGGAGGUAUUUAAAAUACAUUCCAAAAGCAUUCGAAAAAGACUCAACCAUGUGAGACCCAGAUCACUCAGGAAAUCGGGCAAGCCUGUGCCAGUUUGUUUAAAGUAACACUUUCUUCUAAAAGUCUCAUGGGGCUUCUCAGUUAUUAAGAAUGUAUUUAAAAAAACGGAAAUGUGACCAUUCUAGUGCACACAAAAAGAAGGUUAGUGGACAAUUAAGCUGCUGUAAGGUAAAAAGGAGGAAAAGAAGAUGAAAAGAGUUAGUAUGGAGUACAGGGGUAGUUAAGCAAGUUUAUUAGCAAGUGUUGGCACAAGGUGUUUGUUUGACUACCUGGAAGCUUAAAGGGACAGAUCAUUUGAAUUGUUCAUGCAUGUUCAAAAGAUCCCAUAUUACAGUAACAGUAGGUUGAAACAUUGAAUAUGCAUAUUAGUUUUGGCUUUCUUAUCACUGCUGUUUUCACUCACUCUGGUCUAAAUAGGAAAAAAAAAAAAAAAAAAUGAAUAGGAAUAAUUGCCUUUAAUUGCAGGCAAAUACUAUUGCAAUCUCUAAAUGAUAAAAUCUCAUCUACUUGUUCUAAAAAACUAUUUGAAUCCCAAGGGAAACUCAUUCCAGUGGUCACGGUGUGUUGAGGCACAAACACAAUGUUUAAUAAUGCUCAACUGUUGUAUAUUUUUAAUUUGUUCUGAAAUUUGACAGGCUUGAGUUUUCUCAAGCAGCUCAAUCAUUGCUUCCAAGAGUACAAAUAUGAUGAUUUGAGUGAUCUUACUGGAGUGUGUGGAGCCCUGCAAGUGUCAAACACUAGAUGAUCAAAGCCAGACUGCACACUGUGCUCAGUGAGGUGUACUCCUUCCACUGGACAAAAACACACUUCCUACAGACUCUUCAAUAGCAGGAUACACAAGGCAGGCACAAUGUUUCUAACUGCUGGUUAAAAAGGCCAUUUCGACCAUAAUGUGUUAUAAAUCGACUUGGCCACCUCCCGGUGUUCUUAUCAACUGUUUAUUACAGGGUCAAGCAGGUCUGUUGUGGAAAAAUCAAUCUAAAAAUGGUUCUUUUCCAAAAGACAAUGCAUUUGUAAUUUGGCCUAGCUACAUGUAUGAGGUGGACCCUAUUUUAUGGAUGAAUUUAUAAUAAUAGACUAUUGCCCUGGUCUUUUGUCCACAUUCAGUCCCUAAACAAAAUAUAGGUUUUUCAAAACCAGGGAACUAAAUUACCUCAUGAACUUGAUUGUAAAAUUUAGUGUAGUGAUAACAAACCAGUGGAGUUUAUUUUUAAUCUUUAUUUACAGAAUUUUGUAUUUAAACCUACAUAUUUCUAUUGUAAUUACA
Molecule: messenger RNA, 4554 nt
Organism: Myxocyprinus asiaticus (Chinese sucker)
Lineage: Eukaryota; Metazoa; Chordata; Actinopteri; Cypriniformes; Catostomidae
Product: numb-like protein
Exons: 9
Coding region: 281-2239 (652 amino acids)
Source: RefSeq, a predicted model, not a curated record